AUGAAUCAUUCUGCGGUGAUAUUCUUUGAUAUCAAGCAAGCAUUCGAUAGCGUAUGGCAUGAGGGACUCAUUUAUAAAUUAUUCGACCUGAAGCUGCCGGAUUAUAUCAUUCGUUGGUUGAUAUCUUUUCUCAGCGAAAGAACGGCAGCAAUUGAACUGGAAAAUCUGCUAUCUCAAACAUUCGGUCUGAAAAGUGGUACUCCUCAAGGAUCACCACCCUCUCCUCUGCUAUACAUUUUGUUUACAGCUGAUUCUAUGGAUGGAUUGCCAUUCUACACAGAUCAUGGACUUUUUGCCGACGAUACGGCUUUAUGGACAUCCUGUAACACUGCUUCUGGUUUAAACCGGCGUCUUCAGGAAUCCAUGAAUGUUGUCGCUCGUUGGUGUGAAAUCUCGAAGGUGACUUUACAGUCAAGUAAAACUGAAAUGCUUCACUUUAGUGUACACCGACGUAAACAAUACAAAAAUCAAGUACAAGUCAUUGUGGGAGCAGCAACUAUUCGCCCACAAGCACACGCAAGGUAUCUAGAGGUGAUUUACGACAAAACACUUUCGUGGAAAGAACAUGUGAACCAUGUCAAAGAAAAGGUCAACUCCAAAAUCAAUCUGUUGAGAUUUCUUUCACGAUCAAUUCCAGAAUCGAAUGAUCGAAUCAUGGUGAACUUAUUCAAAUCUUUAAUUAGACCCGUGUUAACAUUUGGUGUAUCAAUCUUGCUAAAAGCAGAACACAAAAUAUGGCAAGAACUUCAAACACUUUAG
Molecule: messenger RNA, 759 nt
Organism: Didymodactylos carnosus
Lineage: Eukaryota; Metazoa; Rotifera; Eurotatoria; Philodinida; Philodinidae
Source: the annotation of a GenBank genome assembly